Molecule: messenger RNA, 6888 nt
Organism: Plasmodium falciparum 3D7
Lineage: Eukaryota; Apicomplexa; Aconoidasida; Haemosporida; Plasmodiidae
Product: tetratricopeptide repeat protein
Source: RefSeq, a predicted model, not a curated record
AUGAUUAAAAAUGUUUUUUAUUUGAAUUUUAUAUUUUCUUUUUUUCUAUUAAUAAUUAAAUGUGAUGAGAGUGUGUCCAAUGGAAGGAAAGAAAUAUAUUUUGAUGACGAUGAAAAAUUAAAACUAUCUUCUUUUUUUGAUCGUUCUACAAAUAUAAAUUUAGAUGUCGGUGAGAAUGAUGAGCUGUCAUCAUACGUCCCUAGGGAGGUGGAUGAAAAAAAAAAAAAAAAUAAGAAAGAUAUAGAUAGUAAGGAAAAUUCAAAAAGUGGGAACAAUAUAUAUAAUAAGGACAAUACUAAAAAUAAUGAAGAUGUUAAUUAUAAUGUUGUUUUAAAGGAUGGUCGUGCAAAGGAGGGAAUUAUAACAGACGAAAAAAGAAGGAGUAGUACAAAGGAUGGUAAAAAUAAAGAACAAAAUAAUAAUAAAAUGAAUAGUGAUGAUGUUCAUGAUAAUAAUAAUAAUAUGAAUGAUAUUAACUUUGUUGUUGAAUACAAUAAAAUGAUUGAUAAUUAUGACAAAAUUUUGGAUGAGCUUAUAUUAAAAAGUAUAAAUAGAAAUAAUUAUAAUUAUUUUAAUAUGCUUGAUGAAUAUUCUCUUCAGACAAAACUGAAUAAAGAAAUGUAUGAUAGUUUAAAUUAUUUGAUUAGACUUAUGAAUAAUAAAAAUAGUAGGAAAUAUUUUAUAUCCUUUUCAAAUAAUGAGAAGAAGAAAAUAAUAAAAAAUGAUAUGAAUGAAAACAUAUAUAUAAGACAUUUUAUUGUAUCUUUAUUUAGAUGGUAUAAUAAUUUUAAAUUAAUAGAAACUUGUUUUGAUAAGAAUAAUUUUAUUUAUUAUAUUGACGAAAAUAAAAUAUAUUCUUAUAAAUAUAAUUAUAAGCUUAUGUUGAAUUUAUUUAGUUCUGAAAAUUUUUUAUAUUAUAUAAAUUUAAGUAAAUUUUCAUUAUUGGAAAUUAUUGAUAAUUAUAAUAAAUAUAGUUUUAUUAUUAAUAAUAUAAAAAGAGAUUAUCCUAAUAAUAUGUAUGUCUGUCAGUCAUUUUAUGAUUUCAUUUAUUCAUAUUUCUUAAGUUAUAAUCAUCAUUUUUUUGAUAAACAUAAAUAUCUAAUAAAUAUGGAUAUAUGGAAUAAUUCAAUACAAACAAAAGGGCAAAUUGGAAAUCAUAAAUUAUAUAAAAAAUUAAAAAAACUAAAUGAAAAUUUAAUAUUAUAUAAUUAUAUAAAAAAUGAUGAUUCAGAAAUGAUACCUUAUGUUACAUUAGAAAUGCGUAUGAUAUUUUCUAACUUUACAAAUUUAUUAAUAGAUAUAUUGAAUAAAUUAUAUAAUAUAGAUUAUCAGGAUAAUAUAAAACAAGAAAAUGUAAAUGUUAAUCCCCAGAGGGAUGCACCACAAGAUUAUGUACAUAAUAAGAAUGACGUUGACGUGUCUUUAAAAAAUGUUAAGGAACCAAAAAAAGUAGAGCAUAAUAAGGCUAUGUCGAAUUAUGAGACUGAUGAAAGAGGUGAUAUGAUAUAUGAUAAUACAAAUAAGGAGAAGUUUGAAAAGAGCGAAGGUACAUUCAACAAUAUUAGUGGGGGUGAGGAUACAUUCAAGAAUAUUAGUGGGGGUGAGGAUACAUUCAAGAAUAUUAGUGAGGGUGAUGGUGAGGUUGAUGGUGAUGGUGAGGGUGAUGGUGAUGGUGAUGGUGAGGGUGCAGAUGACUCUUCGGUUGAUACACAUAAUAAUAAAAAUGAUGGAAAGGAAUCGGAGAGUGAUGUGUGGAAUUUACUAAUGGAUUCAUAUAAGAAACUAGCGAAUGAUGAGAAUUUUAAAAAAUACAAUAAGUAUAUAUUAAAGAAUUUAGAUAAGUUUUUGAACAUGUCAUCUGAAAAAAAAGAAGAUAUUAAUAGUUAUAAAAAUAAAUAUGAAUUAAAAGAGGGUAUAAUAUAUAAUAAGGUUUCUGAUAAAUAUAUUCCUUUAAUAUUUAAUCCUACAAAAGAUGUAUUUACAUCUAUUAAUCAAAUUAAUAUUAAAAGUAAGAUAAACUUUUUUAAUAUAUAUGAAUAUUUAAUAACUAUUACAAAGUAUAAAGAGAACAAAAAUUUUUAUGAUGAUUUAUUAAAAUGUAGAAGAGAAAUUUUUUUUAAGGAUCGUCAUUUGUUAGAAAAUAAUAAUAUUAUGGAUAAGCAAGAAGAAUUGAAAAAGAACAUUCGAAAUUUGAUGCGUAUUCAUGAAGUAUCAAAUGAAGGAAAUAAUAGGAACACAAUAAAUAGAAAAUAUAAAAAAUAUGGAACAUAUGAUUAUGAUAAAAUGAAUGAAUUAUAUUAUGUAGAAAAAAAUAUAUUAAAUGUGAAUGAUACGAAUACAUUUAAUUUUAUGAAUAAUAAAGAAAAGGAUAAGAAUUAUUUUGAUAUAAAUAAAACAAUGAGAAUAUAUGAUUAUUAUAAUAAUAUAAAUUUGAAUAUAUUUACCCCAGCAGCUAUAAAAAUGAAAGAUAAAAUAUAUGAUCAAUUAAAAUUAUUGAGAAGUAAUUUUGUUGAGAAAUUAAAAAAUGAAUCUAUUUGUGUUUUAUCAUUUUUAUAUUUAAUAGGUAUAAAUGAUGAUAAUGGGAAAUUACAUUUCCCAUAUGGAUUUCCAAGAAAUAUUGAUUUUUCUGUGAAACUUAUAAGAGAAGGGAAAGAUGGGUUAUGUAAUUUUUUAAGUGGUGUUUUAUAUCAUAUAAAUUUACCUAUCUUUGUAAAUAAUUCUUCUAUAUCCAUAAGUACAGAAAUGAAUGAUGAUGUAUUAGAAAUGAACGAUAAUUCUAUCAAUAGUUUUUUUUAUAUAUAUUAUAAAAAUAAUGAAAAUAUAAGAAAUCAUGAUUUUUUAUCUGACGAAAAUAGAAUAAUACCCAGGAAAGAAGAUAAUAUAAAAUCUAAAAUUAUUUCAUAUUCUUUAGGUUCAUCAAAAGACGAUUUUUUUAGUAAAUUAGCUUUUACAAAUAAUGUGAUUAGAUUGAAAUAUAAGAAUAAAACAAAUAACACCUACUUAAAAGAUUAUUUUGAUUUUACUUUUGAUAAAAUUAAUUAUAAAAAUUCAGUAAUAAAAAAUAACGUAUCUCCAUUUUUAACGACAUGUGAUUAUUUAUUAAGUAAUAUAUUAGGAGCAGUGGUUGAUUCCUUGAGAAAUUCAUCUACUUUAGAAAGUGGAGUAUAUGAAGAAAAUAUAAAUGAUAAAAAUAAAAAUAUAAUUCAAAAUACUGUAGUACAAAACAAAAAUUUGUUUGAAUAUUUUGUAAAAUUAGCUGAUAAUAGAAACUCAUAUGCUUUAGCAGCGUUGGGUGAAAUAUAUUAUUUAGGAAAUGAAAGUAUAGGAAUUGAAAGAGAUGAAAUCAAAGCUUUUGAAUUCUGGAAAAAGGCAGCAGAUCAAGGAGAUACAACCUCUGCAUUGUCUACAGGUUAUGCAUAUUUGGAUGAGUAUAAAAAGUUUCUAAAAAAAGAAGAACUUGUUAAAAAUAUGGAUAGGGAGGAUAUAUUAACAAUGAUACAUUUGGAAAAUUCCACCAAGGAUAAGAAAAAUGUUACUUUGGAAAUGUUCCAAGAAUCUAGUGAGAAAAAAAACCAAAAGAAGAAGAAGAAGGAGAAAAAGGAGCAAGAUGGAAAUACCGAUGGGGAUAGAGUUGAUGAUAAAAUUGUACAAAAUGUUGGAAAUGUGUUCCAACAAAGUUAUGGUAAUGUUGAUGAAUCAAUGGGAAGGAAUGGAUCCAUUGAUGGGUUCUCUAUGCCACCAUCGGGUGGAUUAAACAAUGUUAGCGUACAAAAUAAUGCUAAUAUACAAAAUAAUGCUAAUAUACAAAAUAAUGCUAAUAUACAAAGUAAUGCUAAUAUACAAAAUAAUGCUAAUAUACAAAGUAAUGCUAAUAUACAAAGUAAUGCUAAUAUACAAAGUAAUGCUAAUAUACAAAGUAAUGUUAAUUCCCAUGGUGGAACGAAUCGACAAAACAAUAUUAAUAAUGUAAAUUUUUUUGAGAACAAUGCAUACACUCAACAAACUUCUUAUGGAGGGUGGGCGAACCCUAGCGAAGACGUUUUUAAUAAUUCCUUUUCUUCGUCUGUUCCUAGCUCCUUUCUCUUUGACAUCCCCGAAGGAUCUGAGUAUGAGCAUAUGACAGAGAAUAUAUUGGAUGAACAGAUGAAUUUUUUUAAUACGAAGAAUAAUAAAGAGCAGCAAGAAGGAGGACCUAAUAAUGAGAGUAAUGGUAUGUGGAAUGAUGAGAAUGAUGAAAUGAUAAAAAAGUACAUGAAAGAUUUAAAUGACGAUUUAAAUAAAUCUUUAAAGAAUGCAGAAGAAUAUUUUCACAAAGCAAUAAGAAAUAACGAUGAUAGUUUAGAGAAUAUAUUAGCAAAAUAUAAUAUACAUAAAUUUGGAUUAGGUACUGAAAAAAAUAUAGAAUUAGCUGGGAUAUAUUUAAAAAAAGCAGCUGAUAAAGGUGAUAAUAUAUCUCAAAUGUUAUUAGGCCAUUAUUAUUCAGGUUCAGAUAUCGGAAUAAAAUUGAAUGAUUAUAAAGAUGAUGAUAAAAUAGAGAAUUUAAGAAAAUCAUAUAAAUAUUAUAAAAUGUCUGCACAGAAUGGCAAUAUUAUAUCUUUAUAUAAUAAAAGUAUAUUAAUAUUAAAAGGUGUUAAUCCUAAAUAUAAAACAUUUAAUGAGAAAUGUGAGAAAACAUUGAAGCAUUUCCAUUUUAUAGGAUUAUUUAAUGAAAGACUAUAUAUGUUAACCAAAUUAUUAAGAAGAAAUUAUCAAUUUAAAGAUUAUACGGGCUCUUUAUUGUUAUCUAUUAUGUUGUCUGAGUUAGGUGACCAUGCACAUAAUGUAAAUGCUUCUAUGUUAUGGACAUUAAAAAGAAAGACUAUGCAGCAAUUUACGGAAAAAUACAAUAUUGUGGAGAAUUUAAAAUUAUCCUUGAUUAAGGAAUUGAAGAAUAAGGAGGAGAAAGAAAAAGAAAAAAGAAAAAACAAUAUUCACAAUGUAUAUAAUAAUAAUAAUAGUAAUAUUAAUGGAUAUAAAAAAUGUGAUAAAAAUUGUAAUGAUAAUGUAAGGAAGAAUCAAAAAGAUUUAAACCAAAUCGAUCACACAAUAGUUAAAGGAGAUACUCCUUAUUAUUAUGAAAAAAAUAUAAAUGAAAAAAUUAAAAGAAUAUAUAAGAAGAAUAAAAAUGCUAGUUAUUCCUUUUCAAAAGUACGUAAAAUGUAUUCUAUAUCUUUGUUGACCAACUGCAGUAUGCUAUCCGAAUUUUUGAGGGAGCGUCCUUUAUUUUCGAAAAUAAUAUAUUGUUAUAAUUUUAAGAGGGAGUUAUAUAUUUAUUAUAAUAGGUUGUCAUGGUUUACCUACCAAAUGAUGAAGAUGCAACAUGAAGAUGAUUUGUCGGAUGAUAAGGAUAGGUCUGAAGGAUGGAAUAGCAUAAAUAUAAAAAAGUUUAAUGAGAAUGUACAACGUGAUCAUGUGAAUAGAAAAGAGAAUGUAAAUGUGAAGGCAAAUGCAAAUGUGAAGGCAAAUGCAAAUGUGAAGGAAAAUGCAAAUGUGAAGGAAAAUGCAAAUGUGAAGGCAAAUGCAAAUGUGAAGGCAAAUGCAAAUGUGAAGGCAAAUGCAAAUGUGAAGGAAAAUGCAAAUGUGAAGGAAAAUGCAAAUGUGAAGGAAAAUGCAAAUGUGAAGGCAAAUGCAAAUGUGAAUGAUAAUGCAAAUUCUGUAUUAAAUAAAAAUCAUAAUAAUGACAUUUAUGAUUAUUCUUAUUAUAAGAAGAAUGAUGAAAGAAGAAAUGAUAAGAAGAGUGAAUUUUUUAAUACAUCAAAGAAUAAGAAAGAAGAAAAAAAAGAGAUUAAAAUAACAUAUCAUGAUACAUAUGAUUUAUGUAAAAAAUAUAGCCAAAUUGAAUUAUAUGAAAAAUAUGAUAAGAUAAUUUUAAAUACAUUAAAAAAAGAUGAUGAUGUAGAGGAAAAAAUAAACAAGAUAGAAAAUAUGAAAAGUGUUAUAUUAGAACAUUUACGGAUUAGUGAGUUCUUACAUUGUUAUUAUAAACCUAUAUCAUACUAUCAAAUAAAGUUAGAAGAAGAAAAAGAAAAAAGAGCAAAAAUAGAUGAACAUAUAUAUAAUGAAGAAAGAUAUUAUAAGAAUGACAAAUCUAAUUAUAAUAGUUUUUAUUCAAAUAAGUGGAAGACUAUGAAAGAUUAUAAUAUAAAAAAUUUGUAUGAAUCUGAAUUUUAUAGAUACUCUGUUUUUUUAGAAAAUAUAGAUAUGAAAGAAAUAUUUAAUUAUAAAAAGAAAUAUUCAUCUAAUAUAUUUGAUGAAAUUCAAAGUUUUUCAAAAAAUUGUGAAGUUUGUAAACAAUAUUAUGAUAUAUAUUCAGCAUAUUAUGGACAUAAAAAGUCAGGAAUUAAUUUGAUUAAGAAAUAUAGAGAAGGUGAUGAAUUUACAAUAAAAAGUAAAAGAAAGGAAUUACAAUUCUUAAUAAGGAAUUCAGAUGAAGAUAAUCAUCAAUCACUUUAUUAUAAAGCCCUUUUUUUAGAACAUAAUAAUUUAGAUAAUUUAAAAAAUAUUUUACAAAUAUAUUUCAAGCUAGCUACUGAUGAUCAUAAUACAUGUAAUGUUAUUGGUUUUUUAGGUAUUAUGAAAAUAUUUUUUAAAAAGCUAUUUUUCGAUUUUAAUAUAUUUAGUAAAAAUAAUAAAAAGAAUAUAUUCACAUUUCCUUUAAAACACAAAACAUUCUAUGAUGAUAAUUUAUGUUCUUUACAAAAAAAUAUUUUAUUAAAAUCGGAAUUUGAUAACAAAUGUUUCAACUUUGAUUAUUUGUUAAAAAAUAAUUAUAUUUAUUCUCAAAUUAGGUAUUCUGACUUUUUUAAGGUUUUGUAUAAUCUGAUAUUAUCUUUUUUUAAAAUUAUAUGA